Molecule: messenger RNA, 7246 nt
Organism: Pangasianodon hypophthalmus (striped catfish)
Lineage: Eukaryota; Metazoa; Chordata; Actinopteri; Siluriformes; Pangasiidae
Gene: b3galt1a
Product: UDP-Gal:betaGlcNAc beta 1,3-galactosyltransferase, polypeptide 1a
Exons: 2
Coding region: 2162-3151 (329 amino acids)
Cellular component (GO): membrane
Molecular function (GO): N-acetyl-beta-D-glucosaminide beta-(1,3)-galactosyltransferase activity
Source: RefSeq, a predicted model, not a curated record
GUGUUUAAAUACAGCCAUACAGCCUUUUUUAUGCAUACAAAAAUUCUGACUAUUUCCCUAAUUCUGUUCAUGGAGAGAGGCUUGUGAUCAUUUACUAAUCUUUUGUACUCAGUUUACAGUAAUUCAGUGUUGCUAUUCUGCACAACUGCAAAUCUUUUAAGAAGCUUUAUAUAAUGCACCUGGUGUGCAGCACAAAAAGGGAAAAUAUUAUGCUUAUUCUUUUUUUCUUUGUUCUGCUGUAUACUUAACUCGAUUUCCUAUAUCUUUAGCUUGUGUAUGAUUUUUUUCUUGUAUGUAAUUUUGCAGAUUGUCUUUUAUUUUCUUUACAGAUUUAGGUAAUUCUAUUUUCUUGCCCUGUUCAAAAGGACCAUUGACAGGUCCUUGCUUUCAGGCUGGUUAGAGACUCAUUAUUUCUAUUUUAUUGCUUAUGCAUUGUUCAAUAAAAAAACCUUUAUGAAAUAUUGCUGAUUUUGUUUAUCAUUUGAAUGCAUAAGCUUAAAAACAGUCAGAUAUAUAGUGUAUACAGAAGAUUAUUAUAAAUAAUAUGUGUCUUUAUAGGUUAAAAUCUAUGGCACAAAUAUUUUUUCUCAAAAAUAUUUAAAGCUAGAAUUAUUUCACAAUAUGCAGCCCUAUUAAUGAUUUUAAUUUUGCUCAGUAUGAAAAAUAUUUACAGUAUCACUGACAAAUAUUUAGAUAGCUUUACGUAGAAAGGGUCAGGAGAUAUGGAGGACUAAUGAAGGUGUUAUUACUUAUAUAUUUUAAUUUCUAUAAUAUAACUUAGAAAAUAUAAAAGUAAGCAGGAGUUUCUCUAAGCUACUGUAUUAAUAUAUCAAUAAUUGAUUGUAUUUAAUAGUAAAUUUUUAUAUGCAAUGAAGACAGUUAUUAAUAUAUUAAUACAGAAGCCUUGAGACUGCUACUUAGAGCAGUUUACCUAAGCUACUCUAUUAAUAUCAAUAAUUGAUUGAAUAGCAAAUGAUUAUAUGCACUGAUGCCAAUGUAAUAAUGUUACUUAUAAGACAACGGAAUUUGCAGGUAUUUUUAUUAAACUGGAUAGGAAGCAUGCUUAGUAUAAAACCAAUAAAUGAAUUAAUGUUGUCAUGCAUUUAUUCAUUCAUUUAGGAGGUCUGCGGUGCAGUCGGUGUUCAGGUUUAUCCCAAAGGUGUUCAGUGGGGUUGAGGUCAGGGCUCUGUGCAGGACACUCGAGUUCUUCCAGUCUAACCUUGGUAAACCAUAUCUUCAUGGAGCUCACUUUGUGCACGUUCACAUUGCCAUGCUGGUAGAGCUUUCAGCCUCUUAGUUCCAGUGAAGGGAAAUUAUAAUACUACAGCAUGCAACGACAUUCUAUACAAUUGUGUGCUUUGGAGAACUUUGGGGAAGAACCACAUAUGAGUGUGAUGGUCAGGUGUCCACAUAAUUUUGGUCAUAUAGUGUAUGUGUGACUGGAGUAAAAGAUCAACAGUAAACUCGACAUACAGUAGAGCUGUACAGUUGGGCUGUUUGGUCAUUCUGGUGACUUACCGCAGGGUGGCGCUGUUCCUCCUCCGCUCCUGAUCAUGGUUCUGAUUGGACAGCAGCUCCUUCAGCCCUGCGCUCUGCACUGCGCGGGUCAACAGCCAACAUCUUGCACAACACAGGACACAGGACACACAAAACCCGGCUCUGAGGUUGCCAAGAACAAGGACGUACAGAGAGACCUGAAGCCAGACUUCAUGGAUCGGAUUUCUGAAUGCAUGCUGCGUCACAGCAUCGGUGAGUUCUGCAUCGGGAAGCUGCUCAACCGUCCAGUAAGUUCUGCAGCACUCAGUUUCUUUUAGAGAUCCAGGUCUUUGUCAUCCACCUCGCCUGUCUGAUCCCUGGGGGACCAACACACUGCAGAGAUGACAGAGGCACAGAGAGAAUAGCAGAUGGGAUGAACAUUCUUGGAAUAAAUUGAGGUUUUAGAACCACAACAUGUAAGCAAGAUAUUGAUGAAAUAUAACAUGGCCUUAAAAGACUAAUAACUGACAAGGUCACCAUGGGAUUAAGCACAGUAUUUUUUAAUAUAGUGCCAAUAUUUUAUGAAUUGACUCACUGGUCGGAGAGAGAAGUCCAGAGACUGGAGCAAUGACACUCUCUAAAUAACUCCACAACUGGCAGCUGUGGUGAGCAGGUCUGUGGCGAUAUGAUCUCCAAAGUGUCAUGUCUGUACCUGCUGACGGUGCUGUGCUGGGCCAGCGCUCUAUGGUACCUCAGCGGCACCCGGCCCUCCACCUCCUAUGUUGGCCACAUGUCUAUCCCCGUUCGCAGGCAGCCUCCAAGAUUGGCAAAAAAUGUCACAUUCAGCAACAUCCGGACACGCACGCUCAAUCCACACGCAUUCCACUUCCUGAUCAAUGAGCCGAAGAAAUGCGAAGGCAACCCACCCUUCCUGCUAAUCCUCAUCAGCACCAACCACAAGGAGUUCGACGCCAGGCAGGCCAUCCGCGAGACAUGGGGAGACGAGAGCACAUACAGCGACAUUCGCAUCGUCACGCUAUUCCUGCUUGGUCACAACUCUGAGCCAGUCCUCAACCAGAUGGUGGAGCAGGAGAGCCAGAUCUUCCAUGACAUCAUCGUCGAGGACUUUGAGGAUUCUUACCGAAACCUGACGCUGAAAACGCUGAUGGGAAUGCGCUGGGUAGCCUCAUACUGCCCUGAUGCCAAGUACGUCAUGAAGACUGACAGUGACAUAUUCGUCAACAUGGACAACCUUGUGUUGAACCUGCUAAGACCCAACGCACAGCCCAGGCAGCGUUUCUUCACAGGCCAUGUCAUAAACGGAGGGCCUAUCCGAGACACGCGCAGUAAGUGGUACAUGUCCAGAGAGUUGUACCCCGAGAACAAGUACCCCCCUUUCUGUUCCGGGACAGGGUACGUGUUCUCUGGUGACAUGGCCGAGUUGAUUUAUAAGACUUCCCUCCAUACACACCUCAUUCACUUGGAGGACGUGUACGUGGGGUUGUGUCUGCGCAAGCUUGGUGUCCACCCAAUCCAGAACAGUGGCUUUAACCACUGGAAGAUGAGUUACAGCCUCUGCCGCUACCGCAGAGUUGUCACCGUGCACCAGAUCUCACCAGAGGAAAUGCACAGGAUUUGGAAUGACAUGUCUAGUAAGAAACAUCUCAAGUGCUAACAUCCUUUACAUCACCAUCCAUAGUCUGGGAGGAGGUAGUAGUCCUUUGCUAGUGUUUCAAUUCUACAGGAAUCAACUGUGGAUCUGAAUCAUGUAUGAAGGUGGAGCAGUGGUGGCUCAGGGCUUACGCCUAUAAGUUAGUAACGGGAUUAUGAGUUUGAAUUUCCAGAAAACUACGAUUGGAGCCUUGAGCAAAGCUCUUAACCCUGCUUGGAAUGUAUCCUUUGUCAAUUGUAAGUUGCUUUGAAUAAACAUAUUUGCCGAAUGAAUAAAUGUAAAAAAGGUAUAGAUAACAAGAUAUAGGACCGACUAGAUCUUGCCUGUCCAUAUAACCAAUAUAUGCAAGGCAGAAUUCGAUUCUAUUCAUCAUUCAGUCUCAUGUAUAGCUUGAGAAAUUUGCUGCAAAGUGCUGAUGGGUAUUAUGGCUUAAACCUGAGCCAAAAUUGAAUAACAUUUUUAAUUCCUGUACUUUUAUUCAUAAUUCCUGAUUCAGAGACAGACAAAAUCUCUGCCAUGGACUGAAUAGAAAAUCUUUUAGCUACAACUGUACAUGUGUUUUUCUCUGGCUGAAAUGAUAAAAAGAUAAGUAUUGGUGCACCAGGCAGAGAUCAAUGCACACUAUCACCAUUAUCUUACAAUUUACAACUUUGCUAAUCUGCGACUGUGCAAAUAAUUAUACACCAGCAAGAAUGGGAAGAUAGGGGAUACUGCGUUAGAGCCUAAUAACAGCUCUGUCAGAUUAACAGCGUUAAGAACAUUUUUCUUAAUACCUAGAUGCACUGAGAUGUAGUCCCAUAGAGAUAUGGUUAAGUAUCUUUCAGCAGCCCACUGAACUGAAAGAGCACAAUACACAGCAAGAGUAAGCAGAAUCUAAACAAUAGCAGGGGUGGACAAAUAAUAAAUGAAUUAGCCAAGCCACAGCAUGCUCCCCAGUCCCACGUUACGGUUGCCUGGAAACCUAACUGACUAGCCUAAAAAGUUGUAGCUAGCAUAAUAGAAUAACAUAUUGGCAAUCUAAUUAGCUAGUUAAGUGCAUUAAUACAGACUAGAGUAUUAUCCUCUUCUAACAAUUUGUAAUGCAGCUCAUGGUCUUUGCACCCUCGACCAAACAUCAGCAAGUUGUUGGACAACAUUUGACUAUGUGAUAUCUUUGGCUUCACAUGUAAAACAUAUCAAAGACAUUCAUCUUUAUAUUCUCUUAGAAUGUUUAAAACCAUUCGAAUAUUUUCCUUGUUUCCUGAUUCUAAAAAGUUUUCGUUAUCUGUGCAAAGUAAUAAAUCAGCCUAGUAAAAAAACAUUUUACCGUGAGCCAGAUAGCACCUGUCCUAUAUUCUCCCAAACCUCAUUACAACAUGAACAACUGUAGUUGAUAUCUAUUUUAAACUUGCUUGAAAUCUGUGUGUAAUCUUAAAAGAAAUUUCUUUAGUCUUAUUAAUUAUGCAAUAACAAUUAAAUACACACCAAAAUCCUUCUAGCCAGGGAAUUUGACUGAAAGCACAUCAUAUUUAAGCUACAUGCCAGAUGAAAACAUUUGUUUUACCGAAGGGUUUUUCUCUUUACUCUGAACAAAAAACUAAUAGCGAGGACAUAGAUGGAAUCUGCUUGCACACUGAUUCAUCCACCCCUGUGUAAUAGUUUUUUCUUGUUAUCUUGCUGUUGCAGGAAAUCCUUUUGUUUGACAGUGUAUGAAAAUGAGACCCUAACAAUGUCUUUUUCUUCAAAUAUUAAAUAUGAUCUUAGUGCAUCCAGGUGUUAAUCUUCCUAAUGAUUCAAGUCUCAGACGCUCACUUUCUGUUAGCUCUUUCCAUCCUCAUAGAAAAAGUAUGAGACCAUAAAGUAUUAAUCCAAACUGUGACAUUAAAGACGUGUAUAUUCGCGAGCAGCUUUGCAAAGUAGUAGAGCUCAGUAGUGAACCUAAAUUAAGCAAUUAAACACAUUAAUGCCAAACUAGGCAUCAUUUUAAACAUCUUAAUACAGAGAUCAUAUGGACAUCAACAUCACAACCAAUACGCACAAAUAGAAAAGGCACGUACCAUAAAAUCUUUAAGUAAUAUAUAAGUAAUAUAUACUGUAUAUCCUAGAGAGCAUACGGAUGCACAAGUUCUGCUGCUAAUUAAGUAAAUAUGCCUCCAAGCUUCUACAAUAUGCAAACAAUUAUCUAAAGGUAUUAACUCCCUUCCUGAUAAUAUCACCAACACACCAACUUUUAGACUUUUAUUAGUGUUUUCUGGAUGAACUUGAGGAAAACCAUUUAUGACUAUAUGCACUAAAUAUUAAAUAUUAAAGCCACAAUCAGAGAUUUGUAAAGUACACUUUUGCUCCACAUUGUACAAUGAUAAUGUACAUGUAAUCUUAAAAGUAAUAAAGGUAAUAAAGGUAUAAUGCUGGUAUUGAAGAACCAACAACAAGAACAACUAUUAAAAUUUUUUCCCCCAAGAAUGCGUUAUACAAUGUAUUCAAAAUUGUGUACACAAUGGAGUGCAAAAGUUUGCAUCCCCCAUGUUUUCAGGAAGAAAAGGGAAGGAAAAUGAACCAUUAUUUAAAAAACAGAAAUAGGAAUAAAAUAUAAAAAAACGUAAAAAACAGAAAUAGGAAUACAUUUUUUAAAAAAUUCUAUUUUCCAAUUUUAUUACAGUGCAUUUCCCACAGGACUUUAGGACUACAUACAAGAAAAUGAGAUCAUAUUAGACCAGUUUGAGCAUUUUAUUACUAAUUUUUAAAUCUCUUAAUGGUAUGUAUCACUAAGUACCUAGCUUUUGGUUUUGUAUACACAUUCUCCAUAAACAUCAUCAUCAGCAUCAUAGAAUUAUAAUAGUAAUAUCAAAAAGAAUACAAGAGGGAUAUUCAUUAUGUAUUACUUUAUCUCACUAUUUUUGUUACUUAUAAUGAAGGAACAUCCAUAAACCCAAACACACUAAACGUCAUGCUGCUUUAAAAUACAUUUCUUUGCCUUUUUUUAAAAGUUAUUCCUAGGGUUUUGCGAAUUUAUGCACCUGAAUGUAUAAUUUAUGGUUUAUUGACUGAGAUAGCUGGGGUUUAUUUUAUUUUAUUUUAUUUUAGAUUGCAUAUUGACCUUGAUGCUGCCAUUUGUAAUGAAUUUUCAGAUUUUGUUAUUUGCUUAUUUUCAUGUCAGGGUGUAUCAUCUCUCUGAGCUUGAUGAAUGAAUUUUUUUAGAGGACUGUGUCACUCCUAUUAGCUGCUUCCUCCAGAGCUGAGGAAGCACCUUUAUUACUCUGAAAUCUCUGACUGUGGCUUCCGAGCUGUGAGCUAUGAGCUGAUGGCGGUGUGUAGUAGGGAAACGGGAUGGGACGAUCAGUCUGUCAGUACAUCAUGGUGAUACACAAGCUGUAUGAUAAAUACCACUUUUUUAAAAAAGGCUACUGAUUGUGCACUUUAAAGGAAAAGGAACUGACUCCUUGUCAUGGCAUCUCUGAAGGUUUAAUUAAACAUAUCCUUCAUUUUUUAAAUAAACGCCUUAAUAAGUGUGAUUCCUUUUGUAUCUGUCCUAUUUUCUCUGGUUUAUGACAUUAAUCUUUAUCAUGUCUUGCAUAGGACACUGUUCCUGUUGGCCACAGAUUCAGUGCCAAGAUUUCUGUUUAAAAGUAUAGAAAUAAAUAGGUAUUGUAUGUUAUAGAAUAGUAGAUGAUAUAGGUAUGAUAUGCUUUACUACAGUACAGUAGAAAAAACUGCUAUCACAUAGUAUAAUAUAGCAUAGCAUAGCAUAGUGUAGCACAGCAUGGUAUAGUACUGAUAUCUACCUGUAACUGCUUACAUUUGCGUGGGCCAAAACAAUUUAUUUUACUAAGUGUAAUUUAUUGGAAAUGAGAGACUCAGACCUCAGCUGUAUAGUAUAGUAUAGUAUAGUAUAUAUAGUAUAGGUAUUUUUCCAUCCAAAUCCUGCAUGUCUGCUGUAACUGUUAUGGACCUUUAAAAUGUUUAAAUUUGUGUAAUAUUGUAAUUUUGUAAAUUUGUGUAAGAUUGUAGUGUAUUGGAAAUGAGAGACUCAGACCUCAGCUCUGGAGUGUGAUUAAAUGAAAUUAAUUGCACUGCUGUGUUGGUCUUGACCUCCAUAACGCAUGUGGUGCAUUUGGGGAA